AUGGCCGGCGAUCAUUCCCCCAGGCUCGCAUGCCAUUGCGCCAUAUGCGGUGAGUCGUUCGGCAGUAAAGGUGAGCUGAGUGACCAUGCUGCCAAUCACAAAGACGCUUCUUCAAAUCAUACUUGCAAUGAUUGCGGUCGUACCUUGAACAGCACACACGCCCUGGAGAUCCACUGCAUUCAGGAAAACCACGCUCGGCCAGCCUUCACAUGCGACAAGUGCAACCGGACCUUCUGCUCACAGAGGGACUUCCUCGAUCACUCCAAGUCACUUAGUGAGUGUGAAGCGGCUGUUGAAGGCGAAGAGGUCGAGAUGCCUAUCUACUGCGAUCGUUGCCAAGAGACAUUCACCACCCAGAAGGGGUUCAACAGACACCGGAGCAAUUUGAACAACCAGUGUGCAGACUUUAGGCAUGCCGCACCCAAGAAGUCGCCUUCGCCUACUACCAACAAAUACGUUGAUCUGGACAUACCCAAAGACGACCACCCUACUAUAACCGACUACGGCGAGGAGGGGGUGACGCAACCGUCAAUCCUGCAGACGAAGACUAAUGAGAAUGUCAUACAAUGCCCUCAAUGCAAGAAGACCUUUCAUUCUUAUGGCCACUACAACAGCCAUUGGCUAGGUUGCACUCUUGUUGCUUCUAGUCCAAAGACUCAGACGGUCGCUACAGAGCUUCAUGCGAAGGUCAAGGCUAGUAAACCAGCACGUAAGAACACACAUCCAUUGGUUGUCAACUACACCAACCCCCAAGGCCCGAAUUUGGUAGUGGCCUCCCCGAUGCAGACAGUAACGCUGAACACACGUCCGCCGGUCCGACAAGCACAACAGGUCUCCGAGGCGACGUCUUCACGAGCGCCCCCUGCUCACUACCCACCCGUCGCUGAUGAGCAAGCCGCUAAUGGUGCCGUCUUCGUCUGUGAUAUCAACGGUUGUGAGAAUCUUGGAUGCUCAACGCUCGAGAGCGAGAUCGACUACGACAAGAGGGUCUUCUACGUCAGCCUUCGGGGUCGUCUCGCGGUCGCGGUGGUGGCCACUCGCCUCGGAGGCCCCUUGCGACUGCUCGCCCGCCUCCUUCUGCGGCUCGUCCAUCUCAUGCUGCGGCUCGUCCACCUCCUGCCACUAUUCGUCCAUCUCCUGCCACUACUCAUCCAUCUCCCGCCACUACUCGUCCGCCUGCUGCUGCUAGUCAAUCACCCAUCAACGGUAGAUCUUCCGGUCCCCUUCACCAUCCUCAGCAUCAGCAGCCUGUGCCGAGUCAUGUACCAAGCAAAGAACGUUCAAGCCAAGAUUUUGCGGCUUCUUAUUCAGGCAAACAUCUUCAUCGGCCAUGAAGGCAAUGUUACCGUCUGUGACCUUAAGUGGACUAGGGUCCAAGUUUACAGGCAGCCCGAGGUCCUGGCAGCAUUUGAUCGCAUGUGUCAUCUGCCCAAGAUACUGCAAAGCGAAUACUUGCCCGUCCCAAAGGCCUUCAAAGACGAUUACACUAUCCAGUAUCCCUCUACCGAAUUUGAGUCUGCACCUGCGCACGACACAAAGAAACCUGCCCUCCGUGUCGUUGCCCUCUCAUGUAGCAGAAUCGUUCUUGCAGAUGGCCUUCAAGAAGUAGUCAAGAUUGCGGCGGUCGACGUCCUCACUUGUCGUAUUCUCAUGAACCACCUCGUCUGCACAGAUCCAGACGCGGAGGUCAGGAACUGGUGCUCAACAGUCACCGGGCUUUUCGGCUGGGCAGACUUUGAAGCGGCACGAAGGUUUGGCUACAGGGUCUUCAAGGGAUGGCCGGCAGCUCGCGCCGCGUUGUGGAAGUUCAUCGACAAGGAUACCAUUGUGGUCGGCCACAAUCUACGCUCCGAUCUCGACGCAUUGCGCAUGAUUCACGGACGCGCCGUUGAUAUUGCCAAAGUUGUUGAAAAGGCAGCCAACGGUCCACUCAACAAAGCGCAGCUGAGUUUGGACAGCUUGUGUCGCGACUACCCUGCCAUCACCCUCAAGAGCGAUCCCGAAUAUGGUCGCGAUGUGCUCUUGAAUGCAUUUUCCAUCCGCGAGUUUGGCUUGUGGGUCGUCAAAAACGAUCAAAAGUUCCAGAAAAAUGCAAAGCAGAAGAGUCUGGACUACCAACGUGUCAUGCCAAGUGCUGUUGCAGUAACUUGA
Pyrenophora tritici-repentis Pt-1C-BFP is the source of this 2151-nucleotide messenger RNA. NCBI's taxonomy places the organism in Eukaryota, Fungi, Ascomycota, Dothideomycetes, Pleosporales, Pleosporaceae. The record is from RefSeq and is a predicted model, not a curated record.